Molecule: messenger RNA, 1566 nt
Organism: Octopus sinensis (East Asian common octopus)
Lineage: Eukaryota; Metazoa; Mollusca; Cephalopoda; Octopoda; Octopodidae
Product: zinc transporter 2-like
Exons: 9
Coding region: 199-1356 (385 amino acids)
Biological process (GO): response to zinc ion; zinc ion transmembrane transport
Cellular component (GO): plasma membrane
Molecular function (GO): zinc ion transmembrane transporter activity
Source: RefSeq, a predicted model, not a curated record
CUCCACAAAGUUGUGUUAAACAUAAGCACCAAGUAAAUAAAGGACCUCUUGCAGACACAAGCAACAGUAGUUGGUUUGUAAAAAGUCUUUUUUUGGAGGUGGUAGUUAGGGAAUAACGCUCCGGAAGUACUUGCCAACAAUGUCAAAAAACUAAACUUUUUUUUUCUCUCCUGCGGAUCAUUUAGUGGAUUUGUAAAAAUGGACAGUCGUAUAUAUUCUAUCGAAUCAUCUCAGAGUGAUAUGGAUAUAGAUUCGGUGGUUAUUACGAAUGAUUUUUCUUUGAACAAAAGCCAGGAUAGCACCGUGUAUAACCAUUGUCAUCGUAUAUCAAUAAGCAAGACUGACACAGCAAAAACCAAGAAAACGCUUAUUAUAGCCAGCUGUCUAUGUCUUUUCUUCAUGAUUAUUGAAAUUAUUGGUGGUUAUUUAGCUGACAGUCUUGCAAUUAUGACAGAUGCUGCACACCUUCUCACAGACUUUGUCAGUUUUCUUAUUAGUUUACUCUCAGUUUACUUGGCAUCACGACCAGCUACAAAGAAAUAUAGUUUUGGAUGGCACCGGGCAGAAAUUCUUGGUGCUCUUGUAUCUGUACUCUUUAUAUGGGUGGUGACAGGCAUUCUGGUUUACCUAGCUAUCUUAAGAGUUAUCAGUGAAGAUUACGAGAUUAAAGCCACUAUCAUGAUAAUCACCUCAGCAGCAGGAAUCUUCAUCAAUUUACUGAUUGCACUGGUUUUACACAAACACUCACAUGGUCACAGUCAUGGGUUAAACCAUCACCAUAAUGAUGAAGAGAAUCGAUUACUUGUUGAAACCAGAAGUUAUGGCUCCAGUAAAGACCUGUCUGUGGAAGAAGACUUAAAUCAGAAAAAACAUAAAAACAUCAAUGUCAAAGCAGCAUUUAUUCAUGUAAUAGGAGACAUUUUACAGAGUGUGGGAGUACUUAUAGCUGCAUACAUUAUAUACUUUAAGCCGGAAUACAAGAUAGCUGAUCCCAUUUGUACAUUCAUAUUCUCAGUGUUUGUGUUUAUUUCAACCAUUACGAUUUUACGUGACAUAAUUAAUGUAUUAAUGGAAGGUGUUCCAAGAAGCCUCAAGUUUUCACAGGUGAAAGAGUUAUUGAAUAAUGUUCCUGGUGUGAAAGCAAUCCAUAAUUUGAGGAUGUGGUGUUUGACAACCAAUAAAAUUGCAUUAUCUGUCCAUUUAGCUGUUGACCAAUAUUCUGAUCCAUUGAAAAUAAUGCGAGAAGCUACCAACAUACUAACAAAUCGAUUUGGUCCAAUGGAAGUAACUAUCCAAGUUGAGGAAUAUGAAGAAAACAUGAACGAAUGUGUCCAAUGUCAAGAUCCAAAAGAUUAGCAAGUUUUUCCACCUCAAAUAUUUCAACUUUCUCCCAAAAACUGCCAUCCUGGGUUGGUGGGGAAGACAUUUAAAGGUGUUGGAUAUAGAUAUAUACCAAUGUAUGCGUAUAUACUGACUGUCUAGUGCAUUUGUGUGUGUGUCUAUGCAUACUUUACAUACAUAUGUUUACAUGUAUAUUAUACACACACACACACACGUGUAUGCACA